Messenger RNA from Gavia stellata (red-throated loon), 941 nucleotides. RefSeq names its product alpha tocopherol transfer protein (gene TTPA). NCBI's taxonomy places the organism in Eukaryota, Metazoa, Chordata, Aves, Gaviiformes, Gaviidae. Bases 1 to 834 code for a protein of 277 amino acids. Gene Ontology annotation, molecular function: phosphatidylinositol bisphosphate binding. The record is from RefSeq and is a predicted model, not a curated record. The transcript is spliced from 5 exons. Gene Ontology annotation, cellular component: membrane.
AUGUCACAGGGGCCGCCGGGCGCGGGGCGCCUCAACGACCUGCCCGACCACUCGCCGCGGGUGCGCAGCGCCGUUGCCGAGCUGCGGCGGCGGGCGGAGGCAGAGCCCGGGCAGCUCUGGCGGCAGCCCCUCGCCGACUCCUUCCUGCUGAGGUUCCUGCGCGCCCGAGACUUCCACCUGGACCUGGCCUGGAGGUUACUGAAGAAUUACCAGAAGUGGAGAAUUGAAUGCCCAGAAAUAAGUGCAGAUUUACAGCCGUCUUCUGUUCUUGGUCUUUUGCAUGCUGGCUAUCAUGGAGUCCUGAGAUCAAGGGAUCCACAUGGAAGCAAAGUUCUAAUAUACAGAAUUGGACAAUGGGAUCCCAAGUUAUUUACGGCAUAUGAUGUGUUUCGUGUAAGUCUCAUCACAUCUGAACUCAUUGUAAAGGAGAUUGAGACUCAGCGGAAUGGAGUCAAGGCUAUCUUUGAUCUUCAAGGGUGGCAGUUUGCUCAUGCAUUUCAAAUCAGUCCAGCAGUGGCCAAGAAAAUUGCUGCUGUGCUCACAGAUUCCUUUCCACUAAAAGUUCGAGGUAUCCACUUGAUUAAUGAGCCUUUAUUCUUCCACCCAGUCUUCGCUCUAAUUAAGCCUUUUCUCACUGAAAAAAUAAAGGAACGGGUGUAUAUGCAUGGAAAUAACUACAUGCAGAGUCUGACAGAACACUUCCCGGUCAACAUUCUCCCACAGGAAUAUGGCGGGGAGGAAGUGUCCAUUGAAGAGCUGGCCAAGGAAUGGACUGACUUUAUAAUGGCGUCUGCAGAUUAUCUUCAGAGUAUUUCUCUGGUUGCCUGGGAAUAACCUUACUACAGUAUUAUAUCAAUUCUUGAAGACUGGAAGUGGAAAUAAGUUUAAUAUGAAAUCUUUCAUUUAAACUUGAAAUUAUGGUAGAUGAAACCAGUAUGUCU